AUGUCAAUUGUUUAUUCAUAUGCGACCGGGACCUGUCCUCAGGCGCGGUGGCAGUUAGUGCUAUUGAGCCGACGAGGUGCUGGCAUUCAGAAAUUCUGCUCAAACUUACUAGAGGAAAAGGCGUGGAGAGUUCCCGCCUCCUACGCUCUGACACCUUCCCCUAACAAUCGUUUCCUCCAAGACGCCAGUGGAUCUCCCUUCUUCUGGCAGGCCGACACAGCAUGGCUACUCUUACAUCGCCUCAACUACACCGAAGCCGAGACCUAUCUAUCCAACCAAGCGGCCGAAGGGAUUAACGUCGUGCUAGCCGUGGGGUUCACGCAGAUUGGCAUUGACAGUCCGAACCGGAACGGCGAUCUCCCAUCUAAAGAUGUAGACGUAACAGGGCUGAAUGAGCACUAUUGGGCCCCUGGCGUGCUAAACAGCACAACCGCCUACGACUUCGGACGUUUCAUUGGCAGUCGUACCCUUACCUCUCCUAAGACCCUCGUCGGAGACACAAACCCAUACCGCUACUAUAACCCCGUUUAUGACGCAAUGGUAUACGGGAUCGUCAAUGGGGAGCGAGAAGCAAUCUCCUCUCUGUCAUCGAAACCACUGCUAACCAUCCAUCCCACAAACCAUUGGUUCAGCGGUGGACCGCUAGCUCUCGCGUCGGCGUUCUUCGAAGAUAGUUCAUGGCUUACUCUAGAUGCAAGCCAGUCUGGACAUACGGACUAUGCACCUAACUCGCCGAUUCCGUCGUGGAAUUGCCGAAGAGGUUGGGAGACUGUUGAGCGGAUGUAUGCCACGGGAGGAAGACCGGUGAACGAUAAUGAGCCUCACUACGAGAAUCGGUAUACCAAUGGGAAGAGUGCGAAUGUGGUCUGGAAUGCGAGUGAUGUGAGGAUUGGGAGUUGGCAGGCUCAAAUGGCGAUUCCGGCACAAGAUAUCAUUGUUGGGGACGCUGGAGUGGGUGAUGCACGAAUAACGCCAACGAGGGACAGCGACGGACUCUGGAUUAUGGUAUAUACGCCUACGGGACAGCCCUUUGAGAUUACCACGACAGACUUGAGGUCUUCCAACAUUACGGCGAGCUGGUAUGAUCUCUUGAGUGGGGAGUAUAAACCUUUUCAGUUUCAACGUUGCUCAGAGAGGAAAGGAAGCAAAUUGUUUACACCUCCUACUGCAAACGGACAUUCAGAUUGGGUGCUGGUACUCGAGGCACUUUGA
This is a messenger RNA of Aspergillus nidulans FGSC A4, 1212 nucleotides long. RefSeq lists its product as uncharacterized. Bases 1 to 1212 code for a protein of 403 amino acids. The transcript is spliced from 7 exons. Lineage: Eukaryota; Fungi; Ascomycota; Eurotiomycetes; Eurotiales; Aspergillaceae. The record is from RefSeq and is a predicted model, not a curated record.